This is a messenger RNA of Vitrella brassicaformis, 3001 nucleotides long. NCBI's taxonomy places the organism in Eukaryota, Vitrellaceae. The record is from the annotation of a GenBank genome assembly.
GGUGGCAGCGUCUUGCAGAAAUCCCAUGAGUCCUUGUCCAGAUCGAAGAGGAGAGUGUGUUCAUGAGCCGUGAGGACAAACGCCGGGCAAGAAGUGUCCUCUCGCUUCAUUCACAGGCAGGCUAUGCUCCCACCCCACACAACAAACAGAAACACGCAGGCAGCUGCACACCGCUCAACACCCAUACGCCGCACACUCCACCCAUACGCCCAGCAAGUGUUGGGAACAGUGAGGAUACAUGAGGACUACAGAGAGAGCCCCACCACAGCCGCCUUAUCUGAAGACGGCCCGGCCCGCCCACUACAUCAAUCACACAACGACACGUGGGACACCAGCAUGCCUGACUAGGCCACCUGCAGCUGCUUCUGCGAUGGGGUGCCAGUGGGCUGCUGGUCCCUCGCCAUCUCAGUGCUGUCAUUCGGCUCUCCAUUUGGCGCUCCCGCGCCGUCAUUUGACAACAUGGCCUCGUCCCAUUCCAUCCGCCUCCGAAUGCGGCCAAACAUGAAGUGCUGAAACAGACAAAGCCAGACACACACAUGACAAUUAAUAGCAUGUUGACACUGCCGUCUAAUCUGUAGUGUGUGUACCUCAGUGCUCCAUCCCUCCCGCUGCAGGCAGCUCAGGAGUGUGGGGAAAGUCUUGUCGGCCACAGAUUGCGCCAGCUUGAUCAGGGGCAGCAGCGCCUUGACAGAGUGGGUCGACUGCCGCAUUCGGGCACACUCGAUGCGCCAGGCAAUCGGGCGGGGCAGCAGCUGCUGCCACAGGGCCGGCGGCUGUGGGCUUGGGCUUGACGUGCUGCUGAGGAAGGCCUGGAGGUACUGGCGGGCGAGCAGGCUCUUCAAAAUGUCCAUUCCCUUCGCCUGUGUGUGCAGCACCACCGUCGCCUCGCUCGGCUCGGGCAGCAGCAGGUACUUCUCAUCACGGAAGAUCCGCACAAGGGAUCGCAGCUCGUCAGGUGUGACGCAGCUCUGCCUGAUGGUCUUGAACAGGUGGGGGCCGCCUCGUGCAGGCAUCACCACGCGCUCGGUGCAAGCGACGUGCUGCGGGGUGGGGAUGGCCAGUUGGUCGGUGGCCAGAGAAGUGGCCGAGGCGAUGGUCAGCGCCGAGGAGAGCUUGUUGGUGGGGCCGCGGUCGAACCCCCGCUCGUUGAAAGACUCCACGGCAGCUGUGGCGUCGCUGCUGGUGCUGUUGGUGGUCUCGGUGGGUGACGAUGCCCCACUCAUGUUGUCAGGGAUGAGUGGCGGGACGGCCGCGAGUGUCUCGUCCACAAACUGUGAGAUGACCAUGUUGGCCCGCUCAUGGUUGAGCCACCGAAACACCACACUGCGGAUCUCCCGAUAGAUGGCGUACAUGUCGAUAGUCGACAGGAUGAUGUAGGCCAGGCCGAUGGAGGCCUGCCCCGUGCCGAUCAUGCGCGACAGAGUGAUGCCGAAGCACAUCCCCAGGAGGUCCACGACGGCCACCUGGGCCUCGCCCUUGGCCGUGAUGUCGCCGAUGUUGCGGCUGCCGCCGGCGAACGAACUGUAGACGGCGUUGCGCGUGGCCGACGACGUGAGCAGCGACAUCUGCUUCAUCGUGUUGGCCAGCGUGGCGAGCAGCAGGAAUGACGUCGGGAACACGUACGUCGUCACCUCCAGACCGUUGCCCAUGGCGUACAGCAGCGAGCUCCGAAACCGCCACCGCUUCGCGUCCACAUCGAAGGACCGGCCCAUCUUGGACGCCCACAGGAAGCGCCCGAUCUUGCCGAGGGCGUCCUUGAGCACCCACGAGACGGCAGCCGCCUGCCCGAGCCGCCUGGCCUUGAUGCCGAGAGCCAGCAACAAGGCCUGUGUGCCGAAGACGUUGGCCGUUGCCGACACCAGCCGCUGGAAGGCUCGCCACCUGGUGUAGCCGUAGUAGUCGGGCGUGACGUUGUCGGGGACGAAGGCGCUCUUGAGGGUGUCCUUGAUCUUCCGCGGGAUGUGCUUGGCGAGCGGCAGGUGCUCGCCAUCGACCGACUGGGCGACCGAUGAGAUGAAGAAUCGCUUGGUGUCCUGGUCCCAGAUGAUGCGCCGCCUCCCUGACCCGCUCGACUCGUAGAUGGCGUCGGAGUCUACCGGGUCCCUGCCCAGCAGGUUGCAGGCCAGGUUGGUCAGGUGGUGGGAGGGGAGGGCGUCGGGGACCUCAUCGGGCUCACCGUUGCCCGUCACGUCACCUGCAAACACGUACAGGCAGCCACCUCAACGAUAGAUACGAUUGCAUAUUUCUUCCUGUGGCUCGGCUCACUUUCGCUGAAUCCGUCCGCCACGUUGCCAAGGACUUCGAGCUCCUCUGGGGAGAAGUGUGCCGAGAACUUGGCCGUCUCGAAGCGCACCUUGAUAGGCGUCUCUGCCGUCAGGUUGGGGUAUUCCAGGACCUUCUCCACCCGCCCCACAAAGCCCUUUGGAUUCAGCCCGCAUGGCUGGAACUCCCGUUUGUGAAAAAAGCGCACGUGGCUGGCCGUCACGCGCACGAUGUCGCCCACACGAGGGCAUGGGGCCGGUGGCUCGGGGUCGCUGGGCACAUCUGCGUCUGCGGCCGUGUCCUCGGCGGUCUGUGUGAGCUUCGUGAGCUGUGAUGACGCCGCUGAAAAAGCGACCAGUCUGCUGCUUGACAGUCUGCUGCUUGAGCCAGAUCGCCAUGGAAUGACCUGAACACGACAUCAACUCAACACACAGUACAGGAGAUGAGUGGCUGUCUGUGCGUGGCUGUGUGCAUGAUCUGCCUCGCUAACCGCUUUGGAUCUGAGAUCUUUGGUGAGUCUUGAUGGGAGGAACUCGGGGCGGCUGGAGAGGCUCUGAAAGGCGCUGCAGAGGCGGAAGCAGAUGUAGGUGAGCAGCAGGGAUGGACCGCAGACACGCUGUGCCGUCGGAAACCUUCUCCGACGCCUCCGAGCCAUCGUCGCUCUCAAAAUGGCAACUGCAGAGGGCCCAGGCAGCUACGUGCACGCGCGAACUCCCACUGCAGCCGCCUUCACUUCAAG